Messenger RNA from Corylus avellana, 1529 nucleotides. Lineage: Eukaryota; Viridiplantae; Streptophyta; Magnoliopsida; Fagales; Betulaceae. The record is from RefSeq and is a predicted model, not a curated record.
AAGUCUACCAUUGCUACCCAGCUGGCCCAAAGGCUAAAUUUGCCGAAUGUCCUACAGACAGAUAUGGUGUAUGAAUUGCUACGAACAGCGACAGAUGCACCAUUGACAUCUACUCCAGUAUGGGCCCGAGACUUCAGCUCCUCUGAGGAGUUGAUCACUGAAUUUUGUAGAGAAUGCAGAAUUGUUCGUAAAGGUUUGGCUGGUGAUUUGAAGAAAGCUAUGAAAGAUGGGAAGCCAAUUAUAAUUGAGGGAAUACAUUUAGAUCCAAGCAUUUAUUUGAUGGAUGACGAAAAUAAGACAUUAGCUAACAUGCUGGAAAAAUCUAAAGAGGCUAAUCAUGUAUCUGUGACAUGUGAUGAUAGUACUGCAACAGAGAUUGAAAACAAUUCUAGUAGUGUUAAUGGAUAUGACAGUAAAAAGAGCAAUUGUUCUGGGCAUGUGAGCUCAGAAGAAGGGAGUUCUGCUAAUCAGCUGAAUAAAGUCUCGGAUACUCUGGAGUCUAUCAACCUAGCAAGAAGUGUGUCCGGGAGCAAAGGUGAAACUCUUAAAGAUACAGAGACUGGUGGAAAUAGUGCUGUUAGGAAGGAGAAGUCUGGUGCUGAACCAAUAAUUGUACCUAUAGUUCUGAAGAUGUCUGAAUUUGAUCAUAAGGCAUUACUAGAGGAGUGGAUCUCGACUCGUAUAUUUAAGGAUAAAUGUCUAGUCCAGGAUAAAGAUAAGCUAAUAGCCAACUUAAAAAUCAUUCAGGACUAUCUUUGCUCGUUCAAGUCACAGGGUUUGACGGUUGUCAAUAUAUCACCAACGACAUUCCCACAAACACUGGAUUGGCUGCACAGUUAUCUUCUUCAGUGUAUUGAGCAGGGCAUUUCAUCUAAUUCCAACGAAAAGGAGACACGACCAGCUGAAAAUUAGAACACAUUCUGAUGUUAGCUUGAGAGAGAUACCCCUCGUAAUGAUCUAAAUUCAAAUCGGGAGAGAACAAAAUCCGUAGGGGUUCCGGGCAUGACUUCAUGGGGAAGUGGCUGGAAGUUGGAGCACCAAAUGUCGGGAAGUGAAUGUAAAGCUUAACUUUUCACAGGGACCUUUCUUGAGCCUCUAGCCGGAUGAAUGAAGGGUCUUGGGAUUCGUCUUCUUUUGAUUACAAUUCCAUUUCUCUCACUCCAAUUGCCAGCCUCUUGGAACACCCUGCACUUCCUGAAAUCCAGGUGCCCGAUUUUCAAGACCGGAUCAUGCUCUAUAGAGGACGUGCAGGGCCCCCACUAAUGGUUCGAUAAGUUAAUUGUUUUAAAAUACUCGUGCCCCCCUUGGUGUAUGAGACGUUGUACAAAUGUAUGCAUUUCGAUUUGGCCGAAUUCUUUGGUUACCAAUUCCAACAUAUUUGUCUUUAUCAGUUCACCAUUUUAGAAGGGGAGGAAGGGGUUAUUGUGAAGCUUAAUUAUAUGAUGUGCUAUGUGCGCAUCGAUGAUUGAAUGCAUUCUCUGUACAGCCUCUUUAGAUAAACAAAAAAGGAUGCAGUUGUUAUUGUUCUA